This is a messenger RNA of Cordyceps fumosorosea ARSEF 2679, 630 nucleotides long. Its product is annotated as Transcription factor, CBFA/NFYB, DNA topoisomerase. Lineage: Eukaryota; Fungi; Ascomycota; Sordariomycetes; Hypocreales; Cordycipitaceae. Gene Ontology annotation, cellular component: nucleus; CCAAT-binding factor complex. Gene Ontology annotation, biological process: regulation of transcription by RNA polymerase II. The transcript has 4 exons. Gene Ontology annotation, molecular function: RNA polymerase II cis-regulatory region sequence-specific DNA binding; protein heterodimerization activity; DNA-binding transcription activator activity, RNA polymerase II-specific. The record is from RefSeq and is a predicted model, not a curated record. Bases 1 to 630 code for a protein of 209 amino acids.
AUGUCAGAGCCCGCUCAAUCACCCCCCAAGGAUGCCGAGCAACCUGUUCAAUCCCCUGGAGACGAGGGACAAAUGGACGACUCACAGGAUCCGGCCGGCGCCUACGACUUUGACGGCGUCAAGGAACAAGAUAGAUGGCUGCCCAUCGCCAAUGUUGCCCGUAUCAUGAAGAAUGCGCUACCGGACAAUGCCAAGAUAGCCAAGGAAGCAAAGGAGUGUAUGCAAGAGUGUGUUAGUGAAUUCAUCUCAUUCAUCACGAGCGAAGCUUCGGAGAAAUGUCAACAAGAGAAGCGCAAGACAGUCAACGGCGAGGACAUACUCUUUGCCAUGACAUCACUCGGAUUUGAGAAUUAUGCUGAGGCCCUCAAGGUGUAUCUAUCCAAGUACCGAGACCAACAAAAUGCAGCCAAUCGUGAGCGUGCAGCCGAGAAUGUUCCAUGGGGCGGCUCCGUAGCAGGCGGCGAGCGACCCGAGAGCAGUGGCCCCGCGGCUGCUGGCUCCGGUACUGGCGACUUUGCCGAGGGUGCAGGCGGCACCGAGGCCGCAGGCGACCCCAACUACAUGUACAGCUCCGGUGCUACUGCACACAAUGGAUCCGCCGCGGCACCCGGAGCUGGCGAGGGUUAUUAG